This is a messenger RNA of Anolis sagrei ordinatus, 1847 nucleotides long. RefSeq names its product digestive cysteine proteinase 2-like. The record is from RefSeq and is a predicted model, not a curated record. Gene Ontology annotation, cellular component: lysosome. Gene Ontology annotation, biological process: positive regulation of peptidase activity; positive regulation of apoptotic signaling pathway; immune response. Gene Ontology annotation, molecular function: cysteine-type endopeptidase activator activity involved in apoptotic process; cysteine-type endopeptidase activity. NCBI's taxonomy places the organism in Eukaryota, Metazoa, Chordata, Lepidosauria, Squamata, Anolidae.
GCUGCCUGUGGCUGGCUACUUCGUCUAAAAAGAGGAAGGCACCCUUCUGGGUUUCAGGAGAAGCCAGGACGAAGAGCUGAGCUGAGAUGGGGAAGCUUUGCAGUCUCCUCAUCUUGUGCCUCUGGGGUUUUGCUGUGGGACAUGGGUGCAAUUAUUCAAGAACAACCCCUGAUUUUGGAGCAUUGUACCAUGUCAAAGGAAUCAUCAACCUCCCAUAUGCUGAAAUUGAAGAGCCUUUUGAGGCCUGGUACAACCUUACUGGAAACAAGAGUCGCAUUGAGUACUACAAUGGCCAGGUGAUAACGCUGCAGCUUGGAUGUGUGGAACCAUAUGGCACCAUGUUCAAAAUAACACCAGCGACUACAGAGACCGUGGUGAAUGCGGAAAAGUGCUUCCAGCUGAAUGGCACCAAAGACAACCAUGUGCAACCCCAGGAAGUCUUUCCUAACAUGAAACACUUCCAGGCUCUAAGAGAAGAGUACUAUAAAGGGCAGUACUGUACUGUCUGGCAGAAUAUUUCCUAUUGGGGCCACAAGAAGAAUAUCUACACCAUGUGGGUCACCAACACGAGCUGUGGCGUGUCACCUGUACACUAUGAGAUGAGAGGCUACAACACUUUGCUGGGGUCCCAUUAUGACAAAUAUGAAAUAGAUUACACUGACUUUUCCAACAGCUUCCCAGCUUCUGUCUUUGUCCUGAAAAAGAAUGAAACAAAAUUAUGUGACGAAUUACCAGGGGACUCUUCGGAGCACCACAUCAUGGCAAACCCCAUGGCUGAUUUCAUUGGAGGACAGGAGGAUCGGGCUCACCAACUAUUUCACCAUUAUAGAAAACGGUUUGGGAAGUCCUAUGAUGAUGAGAAGGAAAUGGAACACAGGAAGCACACCUUCACCCACAACAUGAGAUUUGUCCACUCAAAGAACCGAGCCAACCUCCCCUUCAAGCUGGCUCUGAACCACUUAGCUGACCUCACCCACGAUGAGUUGGCGGUGAUGAGAGGAAAGCUCAAGAGCACGAAACCUAACAAUGGCCUGCCUUUCCCCGAGGAGCAGUUUGUGGGUCUCAUUCUGCCAGAGAGCUUGGAUUGGCGGCUCUAUGGUGCCGUGACUCCAGUCAAAGACCAGGCGGUAUGUGGUUCUUGCUGGAGCUUUUCUAGUACCGGAGCACUGGAAGGGGCUCUAUUCCUCAAGACUGGUCAGCUCCUCCCUUUGUCUCAGCAAAUCCUCAUUGACUGCUCUUGGGGCUUUGGGAACUACGCCUGCGAUGGUGGCGAAGAAUGGCAAGCAUUUGAAUGGGUCCUGAAGCACGGUGGCAUUGCCAGCACAGAAUCCUAUGGGCCAUACAAAGGCCAAAACGGCUACUGUCACAGCAACAAGACUCACCUUGUCGGCAAACUCUCUGGUUAUGUGAACGUUACUUCUGGAAACAUAACAGCACUGAAGGCUGCGAUCUACAAGCAUGGCCCCGUGUCCGUCAGCAUCGAUGCCUCCCACAGAACCUUCUCCUUCUAUUCCAACGGUGUUUACUAUGAGCCCAAAUGUGGAAAUAAGAAAGGCGAGCUCGAUCAUGCCGUCUUGGCUGUGGGUUAUGGGGUCCUCCAAGGAGAACUUUACUGGCUUGUCAAGAAUUCCUGGUCCACUUACUGGGGGAACGACGGCUACAUCCUCAUGUCCAUGAAAGACAACAAUUGCGGCGUUGCUACGGAUGCCACAUACCCACUUAUGGCAUGAUUUUCCUUUCACCGAUUCAGAAUCCCUCACAUUUUUGACCUCCUAAUAUACUCACUCACGAUUGGAAUCAUAUCCUAUAAGACUGAAACAGACUCAGGGAAUUUUUAAAAAAUUGAA